Molecule: messenger RNA, 435 nt
Organism: Cooperia oncophora
Lineage: Eukaryota; Metazoa; Nematoda; Chromadorea; Rhabditida; Trichostrongylidae
Source: the annotation of a GenBank genome assembly
AUGUGGCUAUUUUUCUGUCUUAAGGUAGCGGCCUUGUUGACCAAUAUCAGCUCUUCUCUUGCGCUAUGUACAGCACUGACCGAAGCGGAGUGUGAUCCGUGGACGAAGAACGAUUUUCUGCUGAAAUAUGAGCAGGCUUUGCGUACCCUUGAACCGCAGCUCAAUGAUCAUAUGGUCGAAUCCGUCCCGCCAUCGAUGCUUAUUUCACAAAUUACGUCUGAUGCAAAUGUUACCGCUUUGGACAGGUUAUCAGAUUACGGUUGCGACCGCGAGCGAUUCGUUGAAGAUCCUGAGUAUCGAAAAGAGUCAAUUAUAGGACUAGCCAUGACUGAAGAUGAAGAAAUGUACGCUGAUGCUCUUCGGCUGGCUGAAGACUUCAAAAUGAAUGACUGGCCAGUACAUUUCGCCUCGCUGGAGAAUGCACUUACUUCGUAA